Molecule: messenger RNA, 4892 nt
Organism: Nilaparvata lugens (brown planthopper)
Lineage: Eukaryota; Metazoa; Arthropoda; Insecta; Hemiptera; Delphacidae
Product: synaptojanin-1
Exons: 21
Coding region: 306-3629 (1107 amino acids)
Biological process (GO): phosphatidylinositol dephosphorylation; synaptic vesicle endocytosis
Molecular function (GO): phosphatidylinositol-4,5-bisphosphate 5-phosphatase activity
Source: RefSeq, a predicted model, not a curated record
AAGCAUUGCGAACUUGUUAUGUGAAGUUUGGUUAGAAUUCUAUCUUUAUCUUCCAUCUUCCAUGCACUUUAGAUUAUGAUUGUUCUGGAAUCUUUGAAUUUCGUUUUCUUAAAGGAAGAUUCUAAAGUUCUAAUUUUCGUGAAGGGAUAAGUUCUACAUUUGUAGUUUUAUUCUAUUCAGUAUUACCACAGGUAUUACUUAUUAAAUAUUCAAUAAGAGGCAUUGCAAUCAAUAAUGGCGAAAAUAGUUGUGUAAUUUAUAAUAUUAUUGCAUCAAGUCACGUCACUUCAGGUUCCAUUACAAAAAUGGCUUUGGUAAAGAACAUUCGAGUUUUAGAAAAGAAUAUUCCUGGUCUGCCGUAUAGCAUUCUACUCGAGAAGCGAAAUGUAGAAACCAGUUUACUACUAGAGUCUCAGGCUAUUAUCCUUCUCGAACAAACUGAGAAGGAAGACAUGAAGAAAAAGCAUACUAAUAAAUUAUGCGAAGCCUACGGAACUUUGGGUAUCCUAACUGCAACUUCAGGCCAAUAUCUAAUAAUGGUAACCGGACUGACAUCUGUGGGCGAACUAGGAGAUGGUUGUACUAGCAUUUAUCGUAUCACACAAACGACGUUUAUUCCUCUUCGUGGUCCAUAUGCUGAGGAUGAGAAAAUAUCGGAUCUCAGGAAAUUGCUUAGCUCUGGCAUGUUCUACUUUUCGUGGUCGCCCAGCGAUAGACCACCAGCUGAUAUCACCAUGUGUGCCCAGAGGAGGACUAAGGUCUUCCAACCUGACAACAGAUUUAUGUGGAAUCGAACUCUACACAUUCCCUUCAUCAUGGCUGGCAUCAAAUGCGACGUCUGGCUAUUAAAAGUUAUUUGUGGAUCCGUUGAGAUUCGUACAGUGUUCGUCGGAUCUAGAAAAGCACGUGCCAUAAUUUUCUCACGUAUAUGCCUUGAAAGAGCAGGCACAAGAUUCAGUCUUAGAGGACUGAAUGACGAAGGAUUUGUAGCCAACUUUGUUGAGACUGAACAAAUGAUUGUCUGCGAUAGAUCAUCUACGUCUUUUGUACAAUUACGGGGAUCAGUGCCGAUAUUCUGGGAGCAGCCUGGAAUCAAGGUUGGAUCACAUAAAGUGAGAAUUUCCAGGGAAUUCUUACCUACCGUCAUCCCUUUCCAGAAGCAUGUGAUGGACUUAAAAGAAAAAUACGGUCAUCAGGUUUUCGUCAAUCUGUUGAGUAAUUCUCUUAGUAAAGAAGGAGAAGCACUUCUAAGUCAAGCAUUUGAGACUCAUCACUCCUCCUUGCCAGAAUGCAAAGACAUUUUUUUUGUAUCAUUUGACUACCUCCAAGAAAGCAGGGCGGGAGCUCUAAAGUGCCUCAACAAAUUGAAGACCAAAGUUGAUAAUCAUAUGCAAGCACACGGAUUUUUCUUCGUUCAUUGGGAGGAAUCGGAAACAAAGUACGAAAAUAAGUGUAUACAGUAUGGCACAAUCAGAACUAACGGCCUCGAUUGUCUUGACCGUACUAAUACUGUGCAAUCAUUUUUUGGACUCGAGACGCUUGAAAAGCAACUGGAUCUGUUGGGUCUGCUCCACUCACAGAACAAAAAUCACACGCUCAAUCGCUUCCGAGAAGUAUUCACUCAGCUUUGGGCCGCCAAUGGAAAUGAACUGAGUAAAUUCUCGACCGGCUCUGGAAACAGCGGCAGCUCUAUGCUGAUGGAUGUUUCACGUUCAGCUGCCAAAACUGUGCGAAGCAAUCUUCUGGACACCAGCAAGCAAGAAGCUAUCGAUCUUUUACUCGGCAAUGCGGCUGCUGCUCAGUUAGCUGACAAAGCUAGAUGUCUUCUAUCACCUUCAGUCUUUUAUGCCCCAAAUCGUGUUUUAAGAGAGAUGAUUACACGUACGCCAUCUUAUUCACGGACCAGGAAAUUGAGAAUUUCCGUUGGCACAUAUAACGUUAAUGGAGGAAAACACUUUCGUAGCAUUGUGUUCAAGUCAGUGUCAUUGGCCGACUGGCUCUUGGACUGCCAUAAAACCCAACAACAAAGAUGCGCAGAUCCCAUUCCUGAUCCAAAUCUGAGAAUUGGUACUACUAACUUUGGUACUGAGAUCUUUGCGAUUGGAGUGCAAGAAAUUGUAGACUUGAACGCUGCUAAUAUUGUUAGCGCAAGUUCAAAAAAUGCGAAAGAAUGGGCGCAAGAAUUAUUGAAGGUCAUUUCUCGGGAUGAGGAAUACACAAUUCUGACCCAUGUGCAGUUGGUUGGAGUUUGUUUGUUCAUUUUUGUAAAACCUCACCUCGUUCAACACAUACGAGAUGUGGACGUGGAUUCGGUCAAAACGGGACUUGGAGGCGCGACUGGGAACAAGGGAGCAGUAGCGGUACGAUUUACGGUGUACAACUCAUCGGUGGCGUUUGUUUGCGCUCAUUUCGCCGCUGGCCAAUCGCAAGUAGCAGAACGAAAUGCUGACUUCGCCGAAAUCACCAGAAAAAUGUCAUUUUCUGGUCGAUCUCUAAACUGCCAUGACUAUGUAUUCUGGUGCGGUGAUUUCAAUUACCGCGUUGACAUGAGCCGAGAAGACAUUAUGAAAUGUCUCAAUGAUGGCAAACGACAAGCUGUUUUUGCUCAUGAUCAGCUCCAGAAGGAGCAACGAGCUUGGAAGGUGUUCUCAAAUUUUCUGGAGGGCCCUAUUGACUUCGACCCAACUUAUAAGUACGAUCUAUUCUGUGUGGACUAUGAUACUAGCGACAAGCAGAGAUCGCCCGCAUGGACCGACAGAGUUCUAUGGAGGAGGAAGAAGCAGUUUUACGAACGUGAUGCUGGAUGGAGUCAAGGUAGAUGUAUGUUCUACGGAAGAGCCGAACUGGUGCAAAGUGACCAUCGGCCUGUCAUUUCUAUUAUCGAAAUCGACAUUCAGGAAAUUGACAAGCUGAAGCGAUCCGAAGUGUUCGCUCACGUCAUCGAUGAUCUUGGACCACCCGAUGCCACAAUCAUUAUCCACGCUCUCUAUUCUGAAGAAGAGUGCUUCACGGACGAUUACGUUAGCGCAGUUGCGCAUGAGUUCUCCGUUUUCGGAGAAGUGUUAUUCGUGAGACACGUCGGUUUCAAUAAACUGCUCCUGACACUCCGGGAUGGUCAAGCAGUCUUGGCAGCUUGCAAGAAACGCUUGGUCAAGGUGUGCGGUGUGACGCUGCACUUGUCCUAUACUGCUUCAAGGUGGAAUAACCGCUACCUCAAACAAAUCAACAUUUGCAGCAGUAAAACUGGUGCAAUGAACAGCUACUUGAGACCACUAUGGAUUUGUGAAUUCAUCAACCAACAAGAAGACGACGCAACUGAAGGCGAAGCAAUUGCUUCGACAUCGGCUGUGACUGAUGAACCACUGCCAGUGCAGGCUCAAAAAUCGGUCGAACCAUACCUGCUUCCAAUUCGGUUGCAGGAUUUAGAGGGUGAAAGACAAGUCGAAGAGCUCAACUCAGAUGUGGUUUAUGAAGAGAUAGAAGAAGAAGGAGCCUGCGCCUUACCACCGCCGCCCUAUGUACCACUGCUGCCACCUCCACUCCCGCCUGUGUUGAGGCGGCUUCCCCCUCCCGUACCGCCCCGCGCUGGCAUACCGCCUCCCAUCCCACCCCGUCAAGGAGGGAUCUGAGCUCUUAAUUCUAUGCAGUAUGACAUAUAGUUGUAUAUACAGUCGUAAUUUAUGUAAAAAUUCAUAUAGUAUCAGAAGUACUAAAGUCAUUUUUUUAUUUUAAGUAUAAGCUAAUCAUUCGAUGAUUCAUGCAAUUGGUGGCUUAGAAUUUGUUUUUGUAAAUUAUUGUAAAUAAUUAAUUUUUGAUGUGUAAUUACCACGCAUCCAUUAUCUUUGUUUUUCAUCGUAGAAGAACUACAAUAGGAACUCAGGAAUCCUCGCGUCAAUCCUUAUUCUUUAAUUAUGUUAAAAACAUAUUAUUUUUAUUUUUUUUUGUUGAUAACUUCUUUCUGUGUCCUAGGUUUAGAGAGUUUUUGUUAUUUGAAAUCUUUAAUUUUUGUAAUCGGAGUUGUGCAAUAUACAUUCCACUCCCGGAUUUUUUUGUUCAAUUUAUCAUAUUCGAAUGGAGUAUUUUAGUAGGGCUACUUGAAUUGUAAUUGAAAAAUAAAUGAUUUCACAGUACCUUUUUUACAUAAAACACAACUAGUUUCGGCUUUCAAACCAUUUUCAAGAUUUUUCCAAAAUGAAUCAUUCUGGAAAGGUCAUUUGUAAAUGUUUCUUUACUGGAAAUAAUUCAUUUUGGAGAAAAAAAUUGAAAUUGUCUUGAAAGCCGAAACUAUCUGUUAUGUUUUAUAUAAGAGUUUAUAAAAAGUUUUGAAAAAGGGGUACUAUAAAAUUAUUUCUUUAUUCAUUAACAUAUUCGAAUAGAUUUGGUAAAUUUUGAUGCAUUUCACCAGCUUUAACUGUAUAAAAAUUUGUGAUUGUUCUAGUUAUAUCAAAUACGAGGGUAAAGGUUCAGUUCCUUAGCGGCGACUCGAGACGCGUGGUUAGAGCUGCGACGGCUAGAGCACAUAGCCUAUAUGUUCAUUAGAUUCGAUUAUUCAUUGGAAUAAUCCACUAAUCUAAUGAAUUUAUAGGUUAUGUGCUCUAGUCGCGGCAGCUCUAACCACGCGUCUCGAGACGCCGCUUAAGAAUUUCACCUUGAUACACUCAUAAAUUUAUGAAUACAUUUAUUUAUCUCUGCAGUAUUAUCAUUUUGUGUUAAUGACAACUGCUUUAUUAUCGGUCCUUUUUAAGUACAGAACCGUAUGUUUCAAGCUGGCAGAUUAGUGAAUAUGAUCUUUGAUCUUAUUUAUUAGUGUCAAUAUUAACUGAUAAUCCAACUCCCAGUAAAUGUUAGGUUGAAAAUAUGUCUCUCAUAAAAUAAAAAAACUAAUGCCCGUU